Molecule: messenger RNA, 4920 nt
Organism: Tricharina praecox
Lineage: Eukaryota; Fungi; Ascomycota; Pezizomycetes; Pezizales; Pyronemataceae
Product: sister chromatid cohesion C-terminus-domain-containing protein
Exons: 4
Coding region: 1-4920 (1639 amino acids)
Biological process (GO): replication-born double-strand break repair via sister chromatid exchange; establishment of mitotic sister chromatid cohesion; regulation of gene expression
Cellular component (GO): Scc2-Scc4 cohesin loading complex
Molecular function (GO): chromatin binding
Source: RefSeq, a predicted model, not a curated record
AUGACACCGAAGAAUUACAGCUAUGGGAAUCCGCCUGCGAAAGUCUAUCUACAGCCAUCUCGACCCAGUCCGCAUCCGUCACCGUCGAAUGGAUAUCCAACAUUCCAGGUUCAGAUACCGGUCGUGACUCCAGUUCAGCCUAGACAUGCGCCCUCAAACGGUGUCUAUGGAUCGUCGCCAACAUCUUCCGCUUCCGCUCAGGUGGCCAAAGCUGUAGUUCUCCAGCCGUCGCCGCAUAUCGAUCGCUCUGAGUAUACGAAGUAUGGGAAGCUAGAUCAAAGGCUAAAGCAAUCAAAACCGUUCACGCCGGGCUCUACCCAGAAUAAUCGGAAACGCAGGCGGGACGACUCUGAUGAUGAUCGCGACAACGGUCCUAUAGUCGGGGGGGUAGACCAACGUGCAAAGGCAGAUGGCUCGUUGACGGCGCUCAUAAACCUCGUCGACUCCAUUUUCCAAGCUGAGGACAACCUUCAAGGAGAUACGUCGGGUAGAUAUGCGGAAGCGCACGAGUCCUCUAGGUUCUGGGUGGUCAAUACGGCGGAACCGUGCCUCUCAACAGCCAUACAAUCAAAACUCGAGGGAGUAAUACAGAAAGUCAUCUCAGUUAAGCGGUUCGCACAGGUGCCCGUUGACGACCUCAUGAGGCUCGAAAAGCUCUGCGAAAACGCAUUGAAGAGGACCGACGCAGAAAAUAUCAUGCCACCAGAAAAUCUGGCGGAAUAUGACAUCGAAGACUGGCUGACACGGAUUGCUUCUGUGGACAAUGGACUGAAAACUGCGAAGACGGUUCUACGGAUAAUGGUUGGGGGGAGGGAAGAGAAGCAACUAUAUUCCGAAGAUUUGCUGGCGAGCGUGCUUCUCCUCAUCAAAAACCUGAUUGAAGGAGCACUUAAUCCGAUGAUUGAGAUGAGAUCCGGAGGCGAUCAACCAGGGCCCUUCAAAUCUGCGUUCGCUCAGAAGAAGAUAUUGGGUGGUCUUCUUCAUGAGGUCACGAAUGUCAUCACUUUGUUUUCGCAACUGGUCGCCAACGAAGAGGCCACAGAAUCGGCCAUCAACUCUGCACUGUACAUGGCGGCUGCUAUAGUGUUUGUGGAGAAUGCGAGUAACGAGAAGGACUCAUUGUUUGGCAUCCAGAGGGUUGAGAUGUUUCGGAUGGCCGCCAUGGAUAUCCUGGCGAAGAUCUUCGCCCGCUAUCCGGAGCAGAGAUCAAACAUCAUCUUCGAGCAGAUCCUUGCCAAUUUGGAAAAAUUGCCAGUGAACCGCGCUACAGCGAGGCAAUUCAAACUGGUCGAAGGGGGUAAGAACAUCCAGCUGGUCAGUGCGCUGAUCAUGAGGCUCGUUCAAACUGGUGGUACAUAUCAGCCGCGGAAGAAGAAACGUGGCCUAGCAUCGAACGAAGACGGAGAACCCCAACCGGAGGAUGAAUUGGACGAUAUCGACCAUGAUGACCGAAGCCCGGAGGAAACAGUGACGAAGUUGCAUCAUCUCUGCAGCCCCCUUCUUGACGAUGCGCAGAAAACUUCCAGCUCGAUUGUCAGUUAUCUAGUUCAGAAGGCCAUGAAUACCACGAAAACUGGGGACCAGCCUUACAGACAUCUGCUGGAUAUUUUCACGGAGGAUUUCCUGGCUGUGUUGGGAUCUCCGGAAUGGCCGGCCGCAGAGCUUCUCCUUCGCAGCUUAGCCCGUAGCAUGUGCAACAUCAUCGACGGCGAAAAGCAGGCCGUCACUGCAAAAACAAUGGCUCUAGAUAUGCUUGGUGUCAUGGGAAGUGGUAUCUGUGAUCUGGUCGUCCAUUUGCGGGAGGGGCGUCGAAACCGGGAGGGAGGAGAUCCUCAAAUGUCUCAACUCAUCGAUAAGUACCUUGAGAUUGACACCGGUUCUAAUCGGGCCGCUGCUGUAGCUGCGCUCGAGGAGGAGCUGGUGGACUGGGAAGGACCAUUUAGGAUUGCUCUUGAACAUCUGUUCGCAGCUCGCACACACGACAAUACUCUCCAGAGCGCUUGCGGAUACUACCUCACCGUAUGGAGCUCCAGGAUUUGCACGCUGUGGGACAAGGUAGCCGAGGACGUUGAUGAUUCAGAGAGCGAUGUGUCGAGAUGUGCGUCGAAUUUGAAGCAGAUGACCAUCCAUAGAGAAUGGGAUGAUGACAUGGACAUGAGUUCAUUUACGCCAUCACAGAUCCGACAAGCAUAUACGCUAACUGUGCUCAACAUGCCGUUUUGCCAGUUCUUCGAGCAACUAUUCAACCGGUUGCUUCGAUGCAUGGAUGACAAUCAGGCACAAUCGAGAAGCAAGGCAUUGAAGUCCAUCACCCAACUACUCGGAAAGGACCCAACAAUUCUGAAUCGCACCCAAGUCAUCCCGUUCAUUAUGAAGAAAGCGCAAGAUGCCAGCCCACUCGUGCGCGAUUCUGCGGUGGAUCUGCUGGGAAAGUGCAUCGCAAUCAAGCCCGAGAUCGAGGGUCUGGUCUGCAAGACUAUUAUUGAGAGGUCUGUCGAUACCGGUGUGGCCGUGCGGAAACGCUCCAUGAAGAUAUUGAAGGACAUAUACCUGCAUUCGAAGAAGGAAAAUCUCAGGGUGAUGAUUGCAGAGGCUUUGGUGCUGAGAAUCAAGGACAAUGAUGCGGGAGUGGCGGAGCAAGCUCGUAAGACAUUUGAGGAGAUAUGGAUAGCGCCAUUUUAUUCAUUAAUUCCCGAAGACGAGUCGGAUGCACCGGUCGAUAUCACUCCUCAGAUGAAGCUCGUUGCCAGCGAACGAGUUGCUGUGAUCAUUCAGGUUGUGCAAAAGGAAAUCAUGCUAUCCGCCUUGCACGACGUCAUCAAAUCGCUGCUCCAACAAGACGGCAAGAACUCCGAACAAAAUUACCGAGUGUGCAAGAGGAUGAUCGGAUCGAUGUUUGACGAUUUGUUGAAUCUUCAGGGCGAUUCAGACAAGGGAACUCGACAAAGCACGAUUCAAACGUUGACCGUUUUCGCGAAGGCCGACCCCAAGCUAUUCACACCCGCUCAACUGAUGAUGCUUCAGCCAUACACCGAAAACUUGACCUCGAACGAUUUGCACUUGUUCAGGAGUGUGAUAGUGAUUUACAGACACGCCUUGCACAUCCUUACAAGCCGGCAGAAUGCGUUUCUGCUGGAGGUGCAAUCGAAUCUGCUUAAGAACCUGACUCGACUGCCAUCCCAAGAGCUCCGUGAAGUUGUCAGUUGCCUGUGGACGAUUGCGGGUAUCACCAACGACCCAGCUCGUCUGAUUCGGGUUACUAUAUCAUGUAUCAGUAACGUCCAGAAGGCCACUGGCAAGCCGAUUACCGACCAGUCCCAGGAGAGAAGAGUGGUUCGGACUCUAUAUAUCCUCGGUCUUUUCGGACACUAUUGCGACUUUGAGAGCUCGGUCGCACAGUUCAAAUCGUCUUUCUCGGACCGGAAAGUAACCGAUGUAUCUGGUUUCAUCACCGAAACAAUUGUUCCGUUCUGCGCACCCGACAUUGAGCCGUCUGUCCGGAAGGCCGCAAUUGAGAGUUUAGGUCACGUGUGCCAAACACAUGCCGCUCAUUUCUUAAUGCCACAGGUGCUGAACAUAUUCGACCAAGUUUUCAAAGAGCAAGAGAAGGAUCAGAUGAAGCUUGUGCUGUCCGGCAUCAAGGGUUUUCUUGGGCUGGAAGAAUCACGGAGCGAAUUUGCACGCGAAGAAGGUGCUGACCAGAAGCACAAGAAAGGAGAUCAGCAAGAUGAACCGGGACGUUUGACACAAGCCGCAUACAUCAAUCAGAACGAUGGUGUCAGUACCAGUCUAGCCCAGAGGUAUCUAAAGGAAAUCACGGCAAUCGCGUUGGGUAGUCAGGAUACCUAUGCUAUCGUUGCUACGGAGGUCAUUGCAAGCAUUUUAAGACAGGGACUUGUUCAUCCGAAAGAGCUUGUCCCUGCCCUAGUCGCUCUUGAGACGUCAACGGCGUCGCAGAUCAAUCAGAUCGCCUACAGGGAGCACAAAACCCUCCACUCAAAACAUGAAACAAUCGUCGAACGCGGUUAUAUGGACGGCGUGCGCACGUGCUUCAUCUAUCAGAGGAACAUCAUCGGCGACGGAGCUGGUGCCACUACUGAUCCUUACGUCGCCAAACUUCGACCGCUCUACGACAUCGUCAAGGAGGGGACUAGGAAAGUCAAGAAGAAGCUGCUCGACAAUAUCAUUCGAAGCAUCGAUUUCGAUCCAAUCAAGCUUAACGUUGAAGUUAUUCCGACCCAUCUCGACUAUGCCAGGUUCGUCAUUGGCAACUUGGCCUUCCUGGAUUUCGCUACCACGGAUGAGGUGUAUCAGGUCAUCACAACCAUGGAGAAGGUGGUGGCGAACACGGGUGUCAUGGUAGCACAUUCCAUUGAGACGGAUAUUUUCUUCAUCAAACUUGAGAACGGGCAGGAGCCACAAAACAAGACCGUCAACCCACAGCGCCUGAAACUUCUAUCGACCGGAGCAGCUAUCUUGAUGAUGGUGUGGGCCGCCAGGACUUACCUUAGAAAGGCAUUCGGAAUCAACGAGAACAAGCUCCGGGACUACAAGAUCGGCAAAAUCAAGGCGAAUGAUCCGACCAUGAACAAGGUGCCUGGUCGCAACCCGAACGUCAACAUGCAGACGGUGUGGGAGCAGGUUGAGGGGACGGCACAGGGGCUAGAGACCAGCGACGAUAUGAUGGAGCAAUGCCGUCAGUUCCUCGAGAUGUUGAGCGUGGACAGCGAGUUCAAACUUGCCGCUGAAGGCGAGGACGAAGACAAUCUGGACUAUGCGAGGGGCGAUACGCCGGGCGUGAGCGAGGACGGCGAUCGACCGUCACCCAACACCCCUAAGAAGAAGAGAAAGGGCAGUGUAGAUCCCUCCGAUAAGCCGGUCAAAAAACGGAGGGCUGCUCCCGCCAAGAAGAAGAAGUAA